Messenger RNA from Trichoderma asperellum CBS 433.97, 717 nucleotides. The record is from RefSeq and is a predicted model, not a curated record. Lineage: Eukaryota; Fungi; Ascomycota; Sordariomycetes; Hypocreales; Hypocreaceae.
AUGGAUACUCUUUUUCCUGAGACAACCAUCGCGGGAGUCACCGUAGUUGACACUCCUGUGGUUCGAGCUGCUCAAAAGUAUGCUCGUGCUCACCUGAAUGAGAUGGGGUUUAAUCAUGUAAUGCGUUCAUGGAUAUUUGGCGUUGUUGUUUACAAGAAGCUUCAGGAGGUGGGCGCUGUCUCGGAAAUUGAUCUAGAGGUACAUGCUCUGAGCGCUAUUCUCCAUGAUCUUGGCUGGGACGUGACAGGCGAACUUAUUUCCAAGGACAAAAGGUUCGAAGUUGACGGUGCGGAAGCUGCCUGUGCUUGGAUCAAAGAAGAGCAAAAAAAUGGAAGAGCAGAACACUGGGACGAUUAUAAACUUCGACUUGUGUGGGAUGCUAUUGCUCUCCAUACUACUCCCACAAUCGCGCUGCAUAAGGAACAGGUUAUCAAGAUCUGUGCUCUUGGAAUUGGCGCAGAUUUUCGAGGUCCUGGCUUAGACAAGAAUGGUACGAUUUCUGAGGAAAUAUUCGAUGCUGUCAAUAAAAUCUUUCCACGCCUCGACCUAGCUAACGGCAUUCGCAAAAUUCUCUGCAGCUUUUGCCAGACUAAGCCGGAAACUACAUAUGGUGUGUACUAUAACAACUUUCAAAUGGAAUUUGGCCGAAAAUUUCUCAAGGGCUAUAAAACAGAAGGUUUGCUUAUGUAUGAUACAAUCCGAGCAACUCCAGAAUAA